Messenger RNA from Bemisia tabaci, 3766 nucleotides. RefSeq names its product Probable N-acetyltransferase san (gene san). Gene Ontology annotation, cellular component: NatA complex. Gene Ontology annotation, biological process: mitotic sister chromatid cohesion. NCBI's taxonomy places the organism in Eukaryota, Metazoa, Arthropoda, Insecta, Hemiptera, Aleyrodidae. Gene Ontology annotation, molecular function: acyltransferase activity, transferring groups other than amino-acyl groups. The record is from RefSeq and is a predicted model, not a curated record.
CCUUCACCCACACACGCAUCACACUCACACAAUCAUACCGCACACGCACACCGCAACGAAAACGAACACAUUCAUUUUCAUUCAUCAGAAGAUACCAUCAAUAUAGUAUAACUCGUGUCUGUAAUUAAUGGUAAUUUCCGUAACCAAUAUGACUAGAGCCAAAAUAGAAUUGGGUGACGUGACACCACACAACAUCAAACAAUUAAAACAGUUAAAUACAGUAGUAUUUCCAGUAUCAUAUAAUGAAAAGUUUUACAAAGAUGUCUUGGAGGCAGGAGAGUUAGCAAAAUUAGCAUACUACAAUGACAUUGUUGUUGGCGCAGUUUGCUGUAGAAUUGAUCCCAAUAAUGGAAGGCGGCUGUACAUUAUGACCCUCGGUUGUUUAUCGCCAUACCGACGGCUGGGAAUUGGCUCCACCAUGGUAGAACAUGUUUUAAAUUAUGUUGAAAAGGAUGGAAACUUUGAUAGUGUCUAUUUACAUGUUCAACUAAACAACGAUGGAGCAAUCGAAUUCUACAAAAAAUUUGGCUUUGAAAUUGUAGAGACAAAAGAGCAUUACUACAAAAGGAUUGAACCUGCAGAUGCGUAUGUUCUAGAAAAAAAUUUGCGGCUUAAAAUUAAGUAAGGAACUGUACCCAAUCCCAAUGCAAAUUCCUUAACUUAUCUCAUUCGCCGCUUUACAUCUGCCCAUUUUCAUCCUGCAAGUUUCAUUUGCAAAUCAUGAUCGGAAUCUGAGUUUUUGGACUUGCAAGACUCUUAAUUUGUUACUUAUUUGUAUGUGUUUUUACUCUUGAACAAAUUUAAUCCUUAAGAAUUGUACUCUAGCAGUUCUUACAAAGAACUGAUUUUAUAGACUUCAGAAGGAAUCUUGAUCCUCUAAAAUGGAUUAGGACAACCUAUUGCUGAGUCUUUUGGUCUACAUCCUCUGAAAACAUGAAACAUUUUCUCACGUCAGUCACUGAAAAAUUCUAUCACUAGCCUAGGUAAAUUCAUCACUAUAGCUUCAAAGCUCAUAGUUCUCAUUUCAAUUUUGUUUUUGUUUUUUGAAAGGAAAAUUUUCUUCCUCCAACUUUGUAUUCAAUACUUUUCUCUUGAGUCAUUCAGAAGCUUUAAAAUUGACAGUUUUGAUUUCUUCUGAUUUUACUAAGCUACAAAGAUCCAGUGAAUAAAGUUAAAAUCUCUGACCAGCUGUAUUAAUUUUACAGUCGAAGCCAAUUUAAAAAAAAAAAAAAUUAUCACCAAAUCAAUAUCAGCUUCAGCUGCUAUCAAAAUCAGCUUUGAUAUUUGAAGAGCGGAAAUUCAAAACUUUGUAAGUGAUGUCAGGAGUUGCAAAGAAAGCAUGCUGUUUCUCACUCUGAAAGAACUUCAAUGUCUUUGCUUUAUUGAAUUUUUAUCAAGACAUUUGCCCCAUAUGUAUUUUGGUCUCAUCUCCAUGAUAAAAAUUGUUGUUGUCAGGCCACCAUAUUCUGAUAAAAUGACUAAACAAUUGUGCUAUCUUACCAACACCUAAUGUCGCUCAUCAAGUUUCGAGUUUCCGCACUUCGUAUGUAGAAUGGGCCUGUUGCUCGCAAGAGACACAGCCAAAUAAUUUUACUUUUUACAGGUAAAAUCGCAUGAAAUUAACGUUCAGCACAUUCAAAAGUUCUGAGAUCCAUUCCUUAGGGCAUAAUCUGCGAAGUUUGUAACAUGCUUUUUCAAGUAUCCUCCAUCUGCGGGCAGUUUUUUUUCAGUCACCGCCAACCAGGUUUGCUCAGGCAGAGGAGUAAGAAAAAUUGACCUGAGGAAACAAACGAUUUAACUAUUUUUUUCUAUUUUAGGAUCUAAAUUGUUUUCAAGCAUUUGUUUUCUUUUGCUUUCUUAAUUCUGCAAAAACAAAAUCUUUGAAUCAAUUGAAAUCUUACGCAAGGAGAAUUUCUAACAGUUUGCGAGAUUGUUUACUUAGGUUAGGUCUCUCUCUGGGCAAACCUGACUGCGAACCACCAAGAAAAACUGCCUGGAUGUGUGCAAAAAUUGAAGAGGCGUGUUACAAACUAUGCAGAUUGCACGCCAAGGAGUGGAUUUCACACUUUUUUGAUGUGCUCAAAGUGAUUUUCGAGGGAAUUUACACUUGGCGUGCAUAUUCAGUUGGCUGUAUCUCUUGCAGGCAACUGACUCAUUGUCCUCCACAUGACUAUGAGUCAAAAUGAAAAGUCCUAGGGCUGACAAAGAAUCUUCAGGAUUGCUUUUCCCCAAAAAAACCUGAAAUCUAUACGGAGUCUUAUCAGACAAAAUAAUUAUCAUGCAAUCAAGGAAAAAAUAAAUUUGAGGAUAUUAUUGAUAAAAUUACAAAAUUAAAUCAUGUUUCUUUCGAGUACUGAUAAAAGGCCACGUUCAUUGAAAAGGAAUCAUUCAAGGAAAGAUUCGAAUGACACACAUAUUUUACAUAUCAGGAUCCAUUUAUACGAUUUAAGGUGUUCUAAGUCCUGAAAAUAAGCAAAGAAUAACCUUGCGUUAGAUGAACCACUUGAACAUUCCUCUCAUCGAAUAUAACGCAAUUGUUGUUGUCUUGUGGUGUAUCUUGUUCAUAUCAACUCUUGCUUUACACCCAUUCUGUUUUUCCGAGCCCUACUAGUUGCUUGUUGAACCAAUCGAAAUGAAAGUCAGAGAUAUGCAUAAUCUCAUCAUAAAGGUGCUCGAUCAUUCAUUCACAAGUUCUUAUGCAUUGAUAGGUGAUUGGUCACAAGUGUGAAUUCGAUGUUAGACUACAAUAAUUGUGACUAUGAAUGAUAGAAAUUAUUUUUGUCAUUUACACUUACAUCAAGACGCCUUUUUUUUCUUUUUUACCACUCGCAUCAAGACAUUAUCAGCAUUAAGGGGUUUUAUUAUUCAUCACAUUUGCUCCUUGGUAAUCCAUACACUAAUUUAAUGGCUACGCUAUUGUUUCAUAUUGCAGUUUUGAUGGUUCAAAUGUAAACUUACACAUGUAGGGAAUAGAGGCCAAACAAAUCUCAAAAAACAGACACAUAACCUUUUGGUAUUAGCACAGUUUGUAAUAAAAUGCGUCCAGGUGUUUCUUGCUGACAAUAUUUUUCGUGUUUAGUGAGCCAUUUAUUGAUUUAUGACUUGUUAAUGACGAAAUUUUAAAAAAUGAACACAGUCAAACAGAAUUUGGCCCUGAGAUUAUGUUUGAUUGUUUUGAUUUGAAUCAUCGCAAUUAUCACAGAUAGCGCUGAGCACUUCUACAGUAGAUUGCCCAUUUUCAAUAAAACACAAAAAAUUAUACCAUGAAUCGCCAAUGAAUAAGUUGAAUACUGCAAGAAUAACGUAGCCACUAAUUCAGUCGAUUACCAUUAAUGUUGCAGUGUCAGCUGCGACAGUGAUAUUAUUUUACAUUAGACUUAUAGCACUUAGCUGUGAAGACUGGCGUCACACUUAAACUAGGGUUCCUUCUCUCACUGAAAUUCUGGCGAACCUUACAGAUUUCUUGAUAUACCCUGUUUUGAUUUACUCAUUCCAUCAGAUUUCAGCAAAUGAAUUUCCCUCCGAUUUUGGUCAAGACCAAGGGAAUGUUCUGCAUUUUAUUUCCUAGUUCUGUCCAGAUCAAUUCUUCCAUGUCACAAUCAAUUGACAGGUGGUGGCUACUUUAUCGAUGUAAGAGUCUUAGAAUGGAAGCCGUAACUUUCUUUCUAUCUCUUGUUUUUUCACUAAUGUAAUUAAUGUCGAGAACUGUCGGUACCUAUGUGUUUAAAUUUAAGUUCGUUACCACAAAUAAAUUGGUUUAAUCUAA